CAGCUCUACUCCGCGCCGUCGGUCUUCUUUGCCAAUUGCUUGUGAUUUACUUUACGACUCAAUGAGGAGGUAUUGACACUCAAUUGGGUCUUGCUGUAAUUCUCGCGGAUGGUCGCGGCCUGAAACUGCUUUUUUCUGAACAGCAAGUGAUCAUGUCCCAGAGCAUCAUGAGCAGAGUAUUUUUUUGCCGGAGAUGCCUCAAUCAAGCGGCACGACUGGGGGGAGGGAAAACGCGAUUUUUCACUACUUCAGUAACACACAAACGAGCGUGGAUCCCAACAUUCCAACCAACAUCCUCCCAAAAUCUUGACGAACUCCUCUCCUUGUUUCGCGAUCGCGUCUUUAUCCCCGCUUUCCUCAAUGCUGCCCAGCGAAGGCUCAUAUACAAAGAAGAUGCCGCUACGACACUGGAUCAGAAUCCCAUAACUAUAACCCUUCAAGGAGCAACAGAAGAGUCCUACAAACUACGCCCAUUAAAAUUUAGCGAAACACCCAGCAACAACGUGGUGCGGGAUGCGAUCGGACUGAUGAAAGAGCCACAGGAUUGGCACACCCUCGUCCCGCUGCUGAGGGGCCUACACAGCUCAAAACGCACCCCCAAUUUCCUCCUCUGGGAAUUCAUCGUGCGCAAGGCGGGCGAAGCGGGGAUGAAUUCCGUCAUCAUCGACUGUGCAGAGCAAUCUCACCGCACAGGCUUCUCACUAGGUGACUACGUGCUGGCAGAGCUGCUCUUCUCGAACCUCCAUACCAAGGCUGAGUCGGCGGGAUAUAAGGGUGCGGAGGUCGAGACGGCGCUAAGACAAGCUAAGCGCGUUGCCGUGUUGAUGAACUCUGAAGACCAUGCACCUGUGGAUAAGAUGAAACCGGACCCACGGCGACAUCCGAAUAUUAUUAGUGUGCUGUUAGAAUUAAGUGCUGCUCAUGCUCUUGAUGCCUUCGGGGGCAAGGACACCCUGGGCGACGUCCGUUCAUACGCUGAGAAAUUACUGGGCACGUGGGUACUGAGAGGAAUGUUUGAUCCUAUCAAAUACCCAAAGAAGAAUAUCCGGAAGGUUACCGACCUUCCAUCUGUACGCAAGGGUAUUGAGAUGGCCCUGCAAGUGGAAGAAAUCAAGAAGGAUGGGAAGCUGAGCCAAGCUCUCAGGGAACGGCUAAGCGAACUGGGAACUCCAGCUGAUGGUGCCCGGGCUUAAGAGUGGUAGAAUUGUGUGUUUUCCAAAACCAAUCUGUAUCAUUAACAAAUGUACGAGAAUUGUCAUUUUUUCUCUCAUAGUUUCUUGUUUUUGUCACUUUAGAUAUAUUUUUGUGCGAGGUGUAGAAUAAGUUGGACAAAUUUAUUGGAUGAUGCAAUUUUACUACAAC
This is a messenger RNA of Histoplasma capsulatum G186AR, 1362 nucleotides long. RefSeq lists its product as uncharacterized. The transcript has 2 exons. The record is from RefSeq and is a predicted model, not a curated record. Bases 153 to 1193 code for a protein of 346 amino acids. NCBI's taxonomy places the organism in Eukaryota, Fungi, Ascomycota, Eurotiomycetes, Onygenales, Ajellomycetaceae.